UAAUAAACCGCAGGUACAUCUGCUAAGCAAUCUGCAAACCCUCCUACAUUCCCCCCGAAACCAAGUCUUUCUACCCUCCCACAAGCAAAUCCAUAGGGAUCUUCGUUUCAUCUGAUUGGUCGGGGAUGUGGCAACAAGGGGCGAGAACAAUGGCAUCAUUCCUCCUUAAAAAGAGUGCAGCUAUGCCUUGGAGACGAAAGCAUUUUAGGAAGAGAAAGAUCAAUAGACGAUAGAUACAGUCUGAUUCAAAGUUUCAAGCGUGCCUCUUAUUCACCCUAAACCUGGGUUUUAAUUUUCUGGCACCUAUCAUUUUUCGUCCUAAGUGCCUUUUUUGUUUUUAAACGCAAAGAUGCCCAAAGGUUUCUUGGUGAAAAGGAACAGAAAGGCCGGGCACGUCUCCUACAGGAUUCGCAGCGAUGAGGAAAACGACGAGAAAAAAAUUCAAGCUUUGCCGAGAAAAACCGAGUCGCCCUCACCUGUGCCCGUCGCAUCCAGCCCCAACGACGAAGGAACAUCACCAAAGCCGGCGGCUGACACGCCGGUCUCAGUUCCGGAUGCUAAACCUAUCCAGUUCGGCAACCCGGAGGCCGUCUACCAAGGACUCUACAGCCCCACCCGGCCCAUCAGUAAAGAGCACGAGAGAAGAUAUUUCGAGAGAAGUUUCAAUCUGGGCUCGCCUAUUUCCGCUGAAUCAUUCCCGACACCCGCCGCUCUCACCACUUUAGAUCAGCUUCUGUUUGCUCCCGUGGACUUAAAAAUCGGCACCAGCAACAGCAACCGCAGCGGUACCACCAGCAGCAUCCCUACCACUGCCAUCAGGAACACCAUCAAAAGGUUAUCAUCCGACAAUGAACGGAAGGGGAAACCUGUCGCGAAGAAACCCAAAGCAAUCAGAAAGCUCAAUUUCGAAGACGAAGUUACAACUUCACCCGUGCUUGGUCUGAAAAUAAAAGAAGGUCCGGUCGAUCUAAAGCCGAGACCACUGUCAUCCGGAGGAAACAAGCCUUUAGGCGAGUUCAUCUGUCAGCUCUGCAAGGAAGAAUAUGUUGACCCGUUUUCUUUAGCUCAGCACAAGUGCUCCAGAAUAGUGAGGGUUGAAUAUAGGUGUCCUGAAUGUGACAAGGUUUUCAGCUGCCCAGCAAACCUUGCCUCACACAGGCGUUGGCAUAAACCGAGACCUCAAAACGCAGCAGCAAUAUCAGCUGCCCAGAAUACCAAAUCUGAUAUCGCCAAGAUGCCUUCAGGUGUCAAGGCCGUGUCCGAAGACGAAAAAGAAACAAGGACCGAUAUUGUCUGUGACAGGGACACCCCCAGCCCCGGGUUGUCGGAGUCCGGAUCCGAAGAUGGUCUGUACGAUUGUCAUCAAUGCGGGAAAAAGUUUAAGCGCCAGGCGUACCUUAGAAAGCAUCUUUUGGGACACCAAGCAUUGCAGAAUAAAAUACUCGAAGACCAGGAAUUCCAAAACGCGGUGAAGGAGGAGACGCUCGGCCAGGUUCCUGUUUCAGACGAAAGCCAAAGCCUAGGUCCCUUGAAUCUAAGCCCAGUGGAAUGUUUGCUAUGCCCGGUGUGUGGCGAGAAUUUCCCCAACAGGGCCAGCCAAGAGCGGCACCUUCGCCUGCUGCACUCGUCCCAGGUUUUCCCCUGUAAAUACUGCCCCACCACUUUCUACAGCUCACCGGGACUUACAAGGCACAUUAACAAAUGCCACCCCUCGGAAAAUAGGCAGGUUAUCCUCCUCCAAAUGCCCGUGCGCCCUGCUUGCUAAAUACAAGUCGUGCCUUUACGAGGGAAAAGAGUAGCACCUCCAUGACAAUAAGAACUACGCGCAGCACAAAAGUUCAAGUUGUCUGUGUCGGAGGGUUUACUUUUCCUUUCAAACCAAUCAAUGGCUAACGAAAUUUUAUGGAAUUAUAACUUGAAGCAUAUAUUUUCAGAUUUCUUUUAAGUUAGUUUAUCAUACAAAAAAACAAGACGUUAGUUUGACUGUUAAAAGUAUUUUUCUAGAACCGCUGAACACGUGUUAAUGUAUUAGCUUCUAGACCUAAGAAAUUGUUAUUAUAAUGUAGGUGUACCUGUUGGCAUAAAAGCCUUUAAUUCACAUGCUGUAAAUGUAUCUUUCAAUUUAGCUUUAUUAUAGCUUGUGAAUCGCUGACAUUGACUUUUAGCCCCAACCUGAAACAAAUCCUAAUUAUUUAAAUUUAGUGUAGCCACAAAUGCCUUUAGAGCUCUUCAACAUGUGAAUAAUGCUGUAUAAUUGCCUUAAAAAGUUUAGUGUCAAAUAAUGAUUGUUUUUCUUUUUUUUAAUGAAGCUGGCACAUAUUUUAUUAUCGUUAUCAAUCUUAUUGCAAUGUUUCUUCAUAAUAUUUAUUUAUUUAUUCAAAAGUGAUUAUUUUAUGUAAAUUAUUGUGUCGUGUGAUUUAUCCCGUGAGUCAUCCUGACAUUUCAUGUCGUAGCCAAAUGUUUCCUCUGUCAUAUUUAUAUAUAAGUUGUUUCAAAUGUUGUAGACGGUUUACAAAUUUACUACAAUCUACACAGCUCUUGUAAAACGUAAAGCUCUUACUUUAGGCGCAGUCUUUUUCUAUACACAGGCUAUUUUCUUAAAUGUUAGCUUUUCUAGCGCUUUGAUCGUAUGUUUCAACUGUGUUGCCUAUCUAUCUAUUAAAUAAAUAAACAAAAAUAUUUUCCAAAAUUGA
This is a messenger RNA of Anguilla anguilla (European eel), 2693 nucleotides long. RefSeq names its product insulinoma-associated 1b (gene insm1b). The record is from RefSeq and is a predicted model, not a curated record. The transcript has a single exon. Gene Ontology annotation, cellular component: nucleus; transcription repressor complex. Gene Ontology annotation, molecular function: RNA polymerase II cis-regulatory region sequence-specific DNA binding; DNA-binding transcription repressor activity, RNA polymerase II-specific. The coding region runs from base 350 to 1765 and encodes 471 amino acids. Lineage: Eukaryota; Metazoa; Chordata; Actinopteri; Anguilliformes; Anguillidae. Gene Ontology annotation, biological process: neuron differentiation; regulation of cell cycle process; negative regulation of transcription by RNA polymerase II.